This is a messenger RNA of Chlamydomonas reinhardtii, 2251 nucleotides long. RefSeq lists its product as uncharacterized. Gene Ontology annotation, biological process: tRNA splicing, via endonucleolytic cleavage and ligation; tRNA-type intron splice site recognition and cleavage. Gene Ontology annotation, molecular function: nucleic acid binding; tRNA-intron lyase activity. The record is from RefSeq and is a predicted model, not a curated record. The transcript is spliced from 9 exons. NCBI's taxonomy places the organism in Eukaryota, Viridiplantae, Chlorophyta, Chlorophyceae, Chlamydomonadales, Chlamydomonadaceae. The coding region runs from base 31 to 1686 and encodes 551 amino acids.
AUAAUUGACCUUGAUAGCUCUGAAAGCCAAAUGGGGGCAAACUCGCCAAUCGCCUGCUUCGUUGCGGGCACCAAAGGCUACGUCUGGGACGCAGAUGGGGCGAUGCGGCUGCGCAAGCAGCACCGGAUUAUGGGCAACCUCGCGGGCUGUGUUGCACAGUUCAAGAACCAGAACGAGGUGAACUUCCUGCCGCUGGAGUUGAGUGCUGACGAGGUGACGCUGGCGGUGCGGGAAGGCUGGAUUGAGCUUUUUCCAGAGACCUCUGCGCCCGUGCGCGCCGCCGCCGCGGCAGCGUCAGCGGCCGCUGCCGCCGCCGCGGCAGCCGCGGCGCACGCCGCCGGGGCUGGAGCCGGCCCGGGUAGCGGCGGCGGUGGCGGCGGCGGCGGCGCGCUCGGACUCAACCCUGGGGAGGUCGAUUGGGCCGCGGCUUAUGCGGAGUACUAUUCGCAGUGGGACCCGGAGACCGGCUUCCGUGGGCGCUGGCUGCCGUUGCUGGGUCCCAAGCGCCGGCGGCUGAACCCGCACCCACACCAGCACGGUCAGCAGGGGCACCAGCAGCAGCAGGGGCACCAGCAGCAGCAGCAGGGGCAGGGGCAGGGCCUGCAUGGGCAGCAGCAACACGGGCAGCCGCAGCAGCAGGGGAAGCAGCAGCAGGGGAAGCAGGAGGGGAAGCAGGAGAUGGCGGGCGGGGGUUUGGAACCAAUGGAGGUGGAGGCGGGGGUGACGGAGACAGCAGCAGCAGCCGGCGCACGCGCGGCCGCAAACACGUCGCCGCACGCACGCCACGGCCACGGCCACGGCCACAGGCACGGUCAGGGUCAGGGGCAAGGGCACGAGCAGGGACCAAAUGGCGGCGGCGGCGGCGGCGGUGGCAGUGGUGGCAGCGGGGCAGAUGCAUCGGAGGCGGGGUGGCGGGCGGCGCUGGUCGGCGGCGGGACGUACACCGUACCGCUGACGGCGGCAGACGCGGCGGCGGCGCGGACCGGCGGCGGCGGCGGCGGCGGCAGUGCAGGCGGCGGUGCCGGCGGCGCCACGGCUGCUGUGGGUCGCGGCGCGCAUGGCCAGGAGGAGGAGAAAACGGCGGGGCAGGGGCAGGGGCAGGGGCAGGGGCAGCACCACCACCACUCGCGCGGGCAUGGACACGGUCACGGUCACGGGCAGGGGCAGGGGCUGGAGGGGGAGCAGGAGGGGGCGGAGGGCGCGGCUGCAGCAGCUCCCCACGACGGAGGCGUGUCGCGUGUGGGCUGGCGCUACCCGGCCACUGCGCAGGAGGUGUUGCGCCACCGCGUGUUCAGCGACAUGCACCGCCAGGGCUUCACGCUCACGGGCGGCAUCAAGUUCGGAGCCGACAUGAUGGCCUAUCCGGGAGACCCCAGCCUCUACCACGCGCAGUUCACGGUGCGGCCUGUGCCCGAGGCCAGCGCGCUCAACCCCAUGUCGCUCAAGGCGGUGGCUCGCGGCUCUCACGCCGCUCGCAAGCACCUACUGCUCGCGUUCCAGGCGCCCGGGGGGCAGCAGCAGGGGCAGCAGCAGGGGCCGGCGGAGCCACACGCAGAGGCGGGGAACGCGCACAGCCACUCCCACGCGGGCGGGCACGCACCGGCGGCGGCGGCGGCGGCGGCGGGCCGGCCCGCAAUCCACUACCUGUCCUUUGCUCCCGAGUCGGGGUUCGGGUCCAGUGCGUAAUGAUAGCGAGCAAGGCGAAGAAGCUGGUAGGACAGAGAUACUUGGUGAGAGCUGGCGAUUUGGGGUGUCAAAGUUUUUGGACCGGCAAGUGGCAUGUCGGCGAGGGAGGGAGCAAGCGGUGUCGGUGGGGUGUGCCGGCGUGCAUGCACACGUGUGUGUGCACGGUAUGUUAUGUACAUGUGUGGACCGCGUGUUCGGGAAGGUGGGUUUAACACCUAGAGUAUGUUUCGGGUCAAAGCGGUGCUGUAAGGUGAAUGUGGAAGCCAAUGCAUGGUGUGUUUGGGACCUUGCAAGCAGGCCCCGAUUGACACGCGGACAGGUGCACGUGUGUGAAUGCUGGGCCUUGAAGGUGGUGCACAGCUAUGGAGCAUGGAUUGGGCCGAUUGCAACCUACGGCGAAGAAUGGGACGGGGCUUCCGCAGGUUGCUGACGGGCCACGAUUACGGGAACGGGGCAGGUGUCAAGGUGAGCCGUUCUUGAGGGUAAGAUCACAGUCGUGACAUGCAGUGGACUCGAGUAUCACGCGUAAUUCUUUAUACCACACGAAAAUGUCAACAUAUGUCUU